AUGGAGCCUAACGCAUCUGGAAGCGCUCGCCCCUUUGUUGCUUCCCGCCGUAACAUCACCUUCCUUCGCGUGGACGUAUCUCGACUUGCGAAAGCAAAGCCGAAGCUCGCUGAACGCAUCUUUGACGAAACUUGCAAGCUCCUUGAGACUGGAGAUUUGAUUCGACCGGAUCCUCGAUUUAUCAGAUCGCUAUCUGAAGUUGAUGAGAUUGUGUCACUCGUUGACGAUGGCGAAGCGCCCAGCACGAUGAUUCUGAAAUUUGACCCCUACGCUCAAGUUCUACUGCGCCCUUCCAAAUUACCUGAACUAAAACUCAACAAGCAGGGAACCUAUAUUCUUGCUGGAGGUCUGGGUGCACUAGGCCUCCAGAUUGCGGACAUGAUGUUCGAGCAUGGUGCUGGGCAUGUCGUCUUUCUCUCAAGAUCAGGAGGAGAGAAGAAUUCGGCAGACUUGGAUUUCUUCCGCCAACGAGGGCUGGCUAUUGAUGCUUUCAAAUGCGAUGUGUCGAUUUCAUCUCAAGUCGAAGAUAUAGUUCGAAGUCUCCAGAGGCAAGGGCGACUUAUCCGGGGUGUGAUCCAAUGCGCAAUGGUGCUAGAGGAUGCAAUCUUUGAGAACAUGACGUACAACCAAUGGCAAAGAUCAACUCUCCCCAAGAUUCAGGGCACAAUGAACCUUCAUCAGUCCAUUCCCCGAGACGUGGACUUCUCCAUUCUCUUCUCCUCAAUCACUUGCGUCAUCGGGAAUGCUGCGCAGUCAAACUACGCCGCAGGAAACACAUUCGAAGAUGCAUUCGCUUAUUUCCGUCGAAGCCAGGGCCUCGCUGCUACCGCAAUCGAUGAUGGUUUAGUGACCGACUCGGCCCACUUCACUGGCGACUUCGAUAUAGACGCCUAUCUUCAAAUGUACGAGCAUCGGUGGGAUGGUUUGCAGACCACUCAGCCAGAGCUCGAUGCUGUCCUUAAAGCUGCCAUGCGAGGUCAGACAUCAGACGGCAAACCUAUCGAGCCACAGAUUACCAAGGAUCCGAAGUUCAGUCACCGGGUCAGUCUCGCCUCGGCCAGUGGCACAGGUUCCCUCGGCGGACAGAAAACUCCUAUGGAACGACUUGCACAAGCGGAGACUGCUCAAGAUGCGGUGAUCAUUGUAGAAGAUGUCCUCCGAGGCUUUGCAGCACAGAUCAUGGACGUAGCGGUAACGGACAUUGACACAGAGAAGGCUUCCUAUGACUUUGGAGUCGACUCAUUGAAGGCUGUUGAGCUCCGGAACCGCCUAUUCCGCGAUGUGCAGAGCGACAUUUCGGUAUUCGAGUUGUUGAGUCCUUCACCUCUGUCGAAGUUGGCGUUGGAUAUUGUAGGCAAAAACAAAUUUGCAAAGGAAAAGUAGAGAGGUGGAUCGGGAAGAAACAGGCUCAUAGCACGUAGAAUCAUG
This is a messenger RNA of Colletotrichum phormii, 1428 nucleotides long. RefSeq names its product KR domain-containing protein. Gene Ontology annotation, biological process: fatty acid biosynthetic process; secondary metabolite biosynthetic process. The transcript is spliced from 4 exons. The record is from RefSeq and is a predicted model, not a curated record. NCBI's taxonomy places the organism in Eukaryota, Fungi, Ascomycota, Sordariomycetes, Glomerellales, Glomerellaceae. The coding region runs from base 1 to 1383 and encodes 460 amino acids. Gene Ontology annotation, molecular function: fatty acid synthase activity; phosphopantetheine binding.